Molecule: messenger RNA, 1422 nt
Organism: Zymoseptoria tritici IPO323
Lineage: Eukaryota; Fungi; Ascomycota; Dothideomycetes; Mycosphaerellales; Mycosphaerellaceae
Exons: 1
Coding region: 187-1260 (357 amino acids)
Biological process (GO): protein N-linked glycosylation
Cellular component (GO): mannan polymerase complex
Molecular function (GO): alpha-1,6-mannosyltransferase activity
Source: RefSeq, a predicted model, not a curated record
AUUAGGGGCAGUCGAGACUAGAGAGAUUGAGUUGGGGCCCUGAACUAUCAAGGCGGCACAAAACCGACGGCAUCCCCAUUCCCCCACUUCGCAGAUUGAUUCCCGCCGUCGUGUGUGUGCUAUCCGAUAUACGAACGACUUCUUGGCCCGACACCAAUUAGCAAGGGCUUCUGCGACAUUUUGAUCAUGUCGGCAGACAUGGAUCAGCUGCAGGGCAUGCAGGCAAAAGCGAAGAGCAUGGCCAGCGCCGUCGCCGCCAGCUUACCCGAAGCCAUUCCCUGGUCCAAGUCCUACCACCUGCCCACCGAUCUGAAGAACUAUGCGAGGCUUCGCAUCGUACGUGUCGUUGCCGCUGGCGUUGUCAUGCUCUGGUGUGCUUCCGUGUUUGGACUAUUCGCGUCUGCGACAAAGGUCAAAAUAAGCCUGCCGUCGCUUGUUGAUGGCGACGUGCUGGACCGGAAUUCGACCGAACGACUGCCUCUUAUUCCACCCAACAUAUAUCAAAUAUUCCUCGGCUGGGAACCGGACAAGGCUAAGGACUACUCAGACAAUAUUCUCAGCUGGAUCGGCAAGAGUCCCUCGUACAGCUACACGCUUCUCGAUGACGAGGGCGCCCAGUCCAUCGUCUCCAAGUUGGCCGAAUCAUCGACGCACGCACAUAUCCUACCCGUCUUCUACGCUAUGGGUCGUCGUGUAAUGCGUGUCGACUUCCUGCGCUACCUCCUCCUCGCGCUCGAAGGCGGUGUCUACAGUGAUAUCGACACAGAACUGCUCAAGCCCGUCCACGACUGGGUCCCGAAAGCGCUCCAGAACUCCACAAGGCUAAUAGUCGGUAUCGAAGCCGACCACUCACCUCCCAUCGCCGGCACGACUUACGAGACCCAAUUUUGCCAAUGGACGCUGGCCGGCGCACCAGGCCAUCCGGUCCUUUGGCGUAUGGUCGACAAGGUCCUCGACACGAUCCGCACUCGACCCUUCAGUGCUCAUUCAGUCGACUACUCUAACGACGAAGUCCUCGGCAUCGGCGGCCCGGCCGGCUGGACAGAAACCAUCUACGAGUACCUGAGCGAUGAGGCCGGCGAACCCGUCACCUGGCGGAACCUAACUGGCAUGACGGAGCCGAAGCUCUUCGGCGACGUUCUUGUCCUCCCGAUAGAUGGCUUCGCCUCGAAUGUCGGCCAUUCCGGCUCUCAUGGCGAUCAGGCUCCAGGCGCAAUGGUCAAGCAUCAUUUUAAGGGGAGCUGGAGGGGAGGCAAUUGAAUGUUCGUCUUGUAGCGUUGUUUUAUCCAAGGGCAAGGCUGUUGUGAGCGGCCUUUACUGGAGCACUUGAUGCAUGGAGUCUGCGAUGGUCUUUGUUAUAUAUACCAUGGGUGUAUUAGUCGUACAUUAGCUCACUACAGAAGCAGAAUGGAAUCGAGAAGC